Hyaloperonospora brassicae is the source of this 1254-nucleotide messenger RNA. The record is from the annotation of a GenBank genome assembly. Lineage: Eukaryota; Oomycota; Peronosporomycetes; Peronosporales; Peronosporaceae.
AUGGGCUGUCAGACGUCGAAGGACGUUCUGCCCGUUGGUCCCACUGAACGACGGCCCAGCAUCAACGAGAUCUUCCUACAAGCUGCGUCCAAGCAGAUUGCCCGCGACGAGAGCGGCGUGGGCGCCGGCCGACUGCCUGCAAGCGACUCCCAUCGCGACGUCUUUAGUAUCUUUGGCGAACGCGGCAUGGCCAUUGACGUGCCUCGGGAUGCGUUAGCAUCGCCGUCGUCGAGCACGUGUCCGCCGAUCAGUCCCAGUGGCAGUGUCUUCUCCACUGCCACGACGGCUUCCGACACGGAGCGGACGCUCGUGCUGCACCGACCCGCGGGGCAGUACUUUUCGCAGCUGCGACUGAGUUUCGGUGUCUACUCGAACACGGGCGUUCGACGAGACAAUGAGGACCGACAGAUGACCACGUCGCAGAUGAUUGACGACGACCUCGUGGCGUUCUUUGGCCUGUACGACGGCCAUGGCGGCUCCGAAGUGGCCACGUACUUGGCAGGCAACUUCCACGCAAAUGUGUUCAAGUACCUGCGACAGUCGGUGAUGGCUCAAGUGGAGAAAGCACAGAGUGACCGGAACGUAGAGAUGGUCCUGAAGGAAGCGAUGCGGCGAGCGUGCGCUGCUACGGAUGAAGAGAUCAUCAAAGCGCAAUUGCCGAGUGGAUCGACGGCCGUGUCGGUGCUCGUUCGAGGCAGCACGGCGCUCGUGUCGUCGGUAGGGGACUCGCAGGUCGUGUUGUCCACAAACGGCCGGGCCACGGACAUGUGCAUCGCCCACACGCCGCAGCUUUCGAGUGAGCGCGAACGCAUCCUUGCAGCAAAGGGACAGGUGUCGAAGGGUCGGAUUUACGGUAUGCUUGGCGUCUCCCGCGCCUUUGGGGACAUUGACUUCAAAACUGGACGCGGAGAGUUCAAGAGCAGGUUCAAUGGCGACCUGGUCAGUGCUACGCCCGACAUUGUGGUGCACGAGAUCACGAGUCAGGAUGAGUUCAUGGUGCUUGGGUGUGACGGCCUCUUCGACGUGAUGAAGCCGCAAGACGUGGUGAACUUUGUGCGUACCAAGCUGGGGCUUCACGGCCACGUGCAGCACGCGACCGAGGAGCUCGUGAGCCGCGCCAUAGCGCUUGGGUCGACCGACAACGUGAGCGCCAUUAUCGUUUGCUUCAACCAAGACGAGCAAGAGGUUGCACCUGUGACGCCCAUCGAAGCGGCGCAGGCAGCGGAAGCUCAGAAGAAGCGUGGGUCGCGGUAG